AAAACAUUUUCUCGAGAAGUUCGGCUGACAAAUCAUCUUCGCACGCACUCUGUAGAGAGGCCUUUCGAGUGCACCAUGUGUCCCAAGAAAUUUGUUUCAUCUUGCAAACUGAAGAGGCAUGUCUUCACCCACACGGGGGAAAAACCUUUCAGGUGUACAGAGUGUCCGAAGAAGUAUUCUACAUCUUCGAUGCUGAUGCGUCAUCUCAAAAUGCACAACAAGGAAAUGCCUUUUCGGUGCACCUUCUGCACCAAGGCCUUCUCGCGGGAAGUAAGUCUUCAACAUCAUCUUCGCACUCACACGGGAGAGAAAUAUUUCGAGUGCCCUACGUGCCCUAAGAAGUUUUCUACGUCUUCUGAAAUAAAGGUUCAUAUGUGGACGCACAUUGGUUACAAACCUUUCGAGUGCACCGAGUGCCCAAAGAGUUUUUCUACAUCCUCACACCUCAAGAGCCACCUGUACACGCACACGGGGGACCUACCCUUCAAGUGUACCGAGUGUCCGAAAAAGUUUUCUUCAUCUUCGGGGCUAAAAACGCAUCUCAGCACUCACUCGGGCAAGAAUUCUUUCCACUGCACCGUGUGCCCUAAGAACUUCUCCACAUUUUCAAGGCUAAAGACGCACUUUUACACGCACACUGGAGUUAGGCCUUAUGACUGUACCUUGUGCCCAAAGGCGUUUUUUCGAGCAGAAAUCCUCAAAUUGCACCUUCGUAGCCACACUGGGGAGAAGCCUUUUUCGUGCUCUUUGUGCCAAAAGAAGUUUGCCGUUGAAAGCAGUCUAAAACAGCAUCUGCUUCGUAUUCACACUGAGGAGAAGCCGUUUGAGUGCACUUUGUGCCAUAAAAAAUUCACAUUUGAAAAUAAACUCCAGCAACAUCUUCGCACUCACACUGGGGAGAAACCUUUUGAGUGUUCUUUGUGCUUGAAAAUGUUUUCUAGCUCAUCUCAUUUGAAGAGACAUUUUAGCAUGCAUACCGGAGAAAUGCCUUUUGAGUGUAGGUUAUGUUCUAAGGCGUUCCCGCACUUUUCGUCUCUAGAGCAGCAUCUCUGGACUCACACUGAAAAAUCUUUUGCCUGCACUUUAUGCCCCAAGAAGUUUUCUCGAGUGGAUCGGCUGAGGAAGCAUCGUGUCUGCUCUCACGCUUGAGACAUUUUGAAGAAAUGGAAGUGAUACUUAAGUAUCUCUCUUUGUUAGAGUUCGUUUCAGCAACAUUUUCUGCUGCGUUGUUAUCUGUAUUAAUGAUUGGUGUUGUUAGAUGCAAACUGUUUUUAUUGAAGCUCGUUUCGCCAGCAUUUCCUGUAUCAUUUUUCUUAUGUUUUGUUUUGAUAUUAGUUAAUUGAUUGUCGUUGAAGCAUGCAAAUUGAUUUUGUAAUUUUAAACUCAUUAUUGUUACCUGUAGAAAGACCUCUGUUGCUAUAUUCUGUUCAGACGGGUCGUGAUUUAUGUUUUGUCUUUAUAAAAUUUAUAAUUCUGA
Frankliniella occidentalis (western flower thrips) is the source of this 1477-nucleotide messenger RNA. RefSeq names its product gastrula zinc finger protein XlCGF57.1-like. Bases 76 to 1149 code for a protein of 357 amino acids. The transcript has a single exon. The record is from RefSeq and is a predicted model, not a curated record. Lineage: Eukaryota; Metazoa; Arthropoda; Insecta; Thysanoptera; Thripidae.